UCAUGCCUGCUGCCAGGUCCAGGAGUCUCUCAUGGGUCCCGGUACGGCCUCCCAUUGCUGCUGGUCUCCAUCGCCACACUCUUCCAUGUGCCACUUUCAGGUCUCCUCACCACUGCUGGUGUGUUCCAUUUUUUGCUCAUAGGGUGCUGGCAGAUUAUGGGCCUCCCAUAGGCUGCUGCCAGGCCCCUAAUCUGCCAUGGGCCCCCUAUACCGCCUCCUCAUGCUGCUGCCAGGUCCAGAGUCUCUUCUCAUGGUCCCUGUACGGCCUCCCAUUGCUGCUGUCUCCAUCGCCACACUCUGCCAUGUGCCACUUUCAGGUCUCCAUCACACUGCUGGUGUGUUCCAUUUUU
Staurois parvus is the source of this 350-nucleotide messenger RNA. Lineage: Eukaryota; Metazoa; Chordata; Amphibia; Anura; Ranidae. The record is from the annotation of a GenBank genome assembly.